Dissoconium aciculare CBS 342.82 is the source of this 879-nucleotide messenger RNA. RefSeq lists its product as uncharacterized. The record is from RefSeq and is a predicted model, not a curated record. The transcript has a single exon. The coding region runs from base 1 to 879 and encodes 292 amino acids. NCBI's taxonomy places the organism in Eukaryota, Fungi, Ascomycota, Dothideomycetes, Mycosphaerellales, Dissoconiaceae.
AUGGAGGUCCCGGAAACUCUCACGCACGACAUUGCGGUCGAACGUCUUACCGACCCAAGCUCGACCGACUGGAUCCCUUUUUGUCCCGGCCAUCCCGAGCGUCACUCAUUGCACAUCAGAUCAUGUUGCGAUGAGGAACGGAUGUCUCACAGCUCCGGUGGCCCUGCAGAUGAACAUGCCGCGUCUUUGUGGGACAAACCUCUCCUGCGCGUCUGGGACCGCCAGUCGGGUAGCAUACCAAAUCCUCGCACGCGUAGGAUGCUUGCAAGAGACACGGGUUGUCUGUUGAACAGUUUCGCUACUCGCAAGAAACUGCUGGAAUUGCACAUUGACCAUAAGAAUUGGGAACAUGCCACUCCAGUCAUAUCAUUCACAUCAAGCCCCGAGCAGGCGAGCAAGCUUGAAUAUUUCAGAGCCUCAAGACCUCGGCGAGGGCCUCAGUCACUCACGCUUGUCGACCCACGAACCCGGUUCAGACUCGGGUUACCUGUCCUCGACUUCUCGAUCGAAAAAACGAAUUACAAGGUGGAAAGCCCGUAUGAAACCGAUUACACACCGAAUCACUGGCUCUGUCUGUGGGAGGUCACUCCUGCCGAAGUAGUGCAUACAUGGGAAUGGGCCGAAUUCGGCGGCGACCCUCAUUGGUAUGAGAGGAUCGUCGAGCCCGCGCUGCUCGAAUUUCAAAAUACAGGCCUACGCCCGGGCGAAGCAAUCAUCGCAAUCAUGCCUGGGCGACAGGGCGAAGAUGACGAAGAGUCCGACCACGAAGAUCACGACGAGCCUGAUCGCGGAGAUGACGAGGAGUCUGACCAACCAUCCAACGACGACAGGGCAAGCGGCGACGACCUGGUCGAAGAAAUGGAACAGCUGGGCCUCUGA